CCAGCCGAGAAAAUCCACCUCCAAGAGCUCCAGACCCCGCACAGCUUGGAUUAAAGCAACCUACUGCUCCUGUCCGUGGAUCUCAGCCAGUACGGAUUUCCCCCCACCGUUCUUUUUCUUCUUCUUCUUUUUUUUUUUUACUGUUGCCCCGAGAACUUUUACGCACUGGAUUACGCGUCCGUUUGUGGGGUUCAGCCAGGUCGAUCAGUGCAGGCAAUUUGUGACACGUGGUCGCGCUUUCACCUGUUCCUCUCUGUGUCGGGAACGCGCAGCCCAUUUGCUGCCCCCGCCCAUCUGUCCCUCCACCGGUCAGGACAGCUGUUAAAGGUUGCCCGGCGGUCAUCACUCACCCCGUCUCGUCUGUGCCAUCCACACCGGAAGACCGGAGCACGCCGCCGCCGCCGAUGCCAGUAGGAGUGACCGCUGACUCUUUGACUCUGGACAGCAUCCAUCAGGUUCACUGCGUAGAGGGAGAAUCUCCUGACUGUCGGACUGGCUCAGACCGAGCGAGGAGACCGUCUUCGGGCCAAGUUCCAUAGUGGAGGGGGGAAGCAAUGUGGCCCCUUCUUUCCACGUUGACCGUCUUAUGUAUCCAGAUGUUACUGGUGAUGUGCAAUCCCUUGCAGCAGGUACUUGGCGUGGAUGGAGUCAACUUCAGCGUGCACGUGGAGAACCAGACGCAGGUGCGAGACACCAUGAGCCGGAGACACCACCGAGUCUACCAGCUCUACAGCCGUACCAGUGGCAAGCACGUCCAGGUGCUGGGACGCAGAAUCAGCGCCAAGGGAGAGGACGGAGACAAAUAUGCCCAGCUUGUAGUGGAGGCAGACACCUUUGGUAGCCAGGUGAGAAUCCGAGGCAAAGAAACCAACUUCUACCUGUGCAUGAACCGCCGCGGGAAGCUGGUGGGAAAGAAGGCCAGUAACCGAAGCGCUGACUGCGUCUUUGUGGAAAUGGUCCUGGAAAACCACUACACGGCUCUGAUGUCGGCGCGCUACUCGGGCUGGUAUGUCGGCUUCACCAAACGGGGGCGUCCUCGCAGGGGGCCCCACACGCUCCCCAACCAGCAGGACGUACACUUUAUGAAACGCUUCCCACCGGGGGAACAGCCUGACCUCACCACACCCUUCCGCUUUACAACCAUCAGCAAGCGGGUCAAAAGGGUCCGCGCCACCGGGACACGCUAGCAGCGGCUAACCCUGGCACCCGCUGUCUUGACGAGCAAAAGCCUCACCCUGAGCCUCCAAAUGGCUAACCCAGUCAUCUCUUCUGUUGCACUCGACUGAACGUCCAUCCCUUUGUUGUGACAAAUAUUGACCAGAGAAGCGAUGAAUCAUUAAUGGGGUUCAGCUCUAAGAAUCCUAAUUAAACACUCCAAGCCCCCGGUUAGGCAUCAUUUCUCUAACUUUUUGUUCCCUUUACUGGACCAACUGGACUGUAUCUCCAGUAAUGCUGGAAACUCAGAAAGAAGCGAAAGAGAGCCUUCAGGUCGGUCAAGAGUCUGAGGCAGGACAGCCUUGAUUCCGCCAUCACAUAACCCCACAAAACCCGUCUGCUGUCAAUCGUGGGAUUUUAACUGGACCAUACAGAGAGAGCAUGGCUGGGAAAAGACUUGCCGAACAAGACAAUGAGCGCUUAGCCGACUGACAAAGGGAACAUCAGAACAUGAAAAACGUUCCAGCGGACAAAGAGACAGAACGAUCCGCACGGAUCCAGAGGACAUAUAAUGGACUGCUGACAUGUGAUGCACUUAUCUGUCUCACCACCGAACUCGCGGGGACCUGUGAGACUGUUGGACGGGACGGCAGGACGCUAACCAGAAGGAUGAAUGGGGAAAUAUUAGAGUGACUGACAUUGAAUAUAUGCAUGUUGUUGAGAGGAUGACAAGAAAACGUGUAUCGCAUGAGUGCUUGGAGAUCAAGUCACAAGGGGUUCUGUGCGGUCCCUGCACGAACCGGGACGACUCAACGCAAGGGACCGAAGCUUUACGAACAGGAAUGUACUAAACAGACCAAGCCGCACCAAAUCCUGCCAACAAAGCACUGCAAACCAAACCAACUGCGACCAAAGACAACUGGGGACCUUCUUUAUGAUUCCUCCUCUUUCUAUGCCCCUCCCCCCCGAGGACACUACAUCCACAGCUUUAAGGUGCAGAAGGUGAUGAGUGCUUGGCUAAGCCCAGUGGGGAGGGCGCCUUCUCCAAUAGCAUUGCUAUAGAAACGACCCAGGGGGACGAUGCUCCUGUGAGAUACCGUUGAUACAGAGUGCUGCUACCAGGACAUUCAGUGGAACAACCCAAAGUCUCAUGCAUACACACAGGGAAAGAAGAAUUAAAGGGAACAAUUUAUUGAAAGUAUAAAUAUAUAUAUAUUAUAUAUUAAAGAAAGACAGAAACGUAAAUAAGCAAUCUUACUAUGAUGGUUACUAUAAUUAUUACGAUAAAAUUAUUUCAUUUAUUUAUUUCAGCUCUGUGUGCAGCGGUCUUUCUUGACUCAGUAAACCUUUCAGAAACAUC
This is a messenger RNA of Fundulus heteroclitus (mummichog), 2515 nucleotides long. It is a transcript of the gene fgf18a, whose product is annotated as fibroblast growth factor 18a. Bases 555 to 1187 code for a protein of 210 amino acids. Gene Ontology annotation, biological process: fibroblast growth factor receptor signaling pathway; cell differentiation; positive regulation of gene expression. The transcript has 5 exons. The record is from RefSeq and is a predicted model, not a curated record. Gene Ontology annotation, cellular component: cytoplasm. Lineage: Eukaryota; Metazoa; Chordata; Actinopteri; Cyprinodontiformes; Fundulidae. Gene Ontology annotation, molecular function: type 1 fibroblast growth factor receptor binding; type 2 fibroblast growth factor receptor binding; growth factor activity.